AUGGAACCACUUCCUUUAGAAAAUGAAGAUAAUCAAUUAAAUUCAAAUAAAUCAACAACAGUAUCGUCAAAAAAUUUUAGUAAUAUUUUUCAUAAUAAUAUACAUAAUAAAGAUGUAGUUGGAUUAACAGAUAUGUGUUUUUUAGAAAAUGUUGAAGAGAAUGAAUUAAUGAAUAAUUUACAAAAUAGAUUUAAUAAAGAUCAUAUUUAUACAUAUAUUGGUGAACAAGUUAUUAGUGUUAAUCCAUUCUCAAAUAAAGCAAAUAUCUAUACUGAACAAGUUUUAAAAUCUUAUCAAAAUAUGUACAUGUAUGAAGUUUCACCACAUAUUUAUGCUUUAGCUCAAGAUACUUAUAAAAAAUUAUUAUUAUCAAAAGAAUCACAAUGUGUUAUUAUAACUGGUGAAUCUGGUUCUGGUAAAACUGAAGCAUCAAAAAUAUUUUUAAAUUAUAUUUCAAAAGUUUGUAGUGGUAAUUUAGAAAAUAUUCAAGGUAUAAUGAGAUUAAUAAUUGAAUCAAAUAUUGUUUUGGAAUCAUUUGGUAACGCUAAAACAUUAAGAAAUGAUAAUUCAAGUAGAUUUGGUAAAUUUAUAGAGAUUGAGUUUGAUGGUAAAGGUUCGCCAAUCUCUGGAAAGAUAUCACAAUUUCUAUUGGAGAAAUCAAGAGUUCAUAGUAGAGCAAUUGGUGAAAGAAGUUUUCAUGUAUUUUAUCAAUUUCUAACUGAUAAAAGAAUAACCAGUAAAUUGGGAUUAUCAAAUGACCCAACUCAAUAUAAAUAUUUAAAAGAUUCAAUGUGUUUCUCAAUUUCAUCUAUUAACGAUUCAAAAGAUUUUCAAAAGGUUUUAGAAUCGCUAAAACAAUUAGCAUGGACAGAACAAGAGAUGGAAUCCAUAUGGAGAGUGUUGGGAGCAAUAUUGUUAAUUGGUAAUAUCGAAUUUUCAAAUGAUGUUGAAAAAUCAAAUGUGGACGCAGUCUAUAUCUCAACACCUGAAACUUUAAAGAAAGUUUCACAAUUAUUACAAUGCUCAGAGGAUAGUUUAGAGAAAUCAUUAAUUUCACGUUCAUUGACAUUGGGUGCAGGUAAAAGACAAUCAAGUAUUAAAGUAUUAUUAAAUCAAACUCAAGCUAAAGAAACUCGUGAUGCAUUUUCAAAAGUUUUAUAUGAUAGAUUAUUCACAUCAAUUAUUGAUAAAAUCAAUUCAACAAUAAGUUCAAAAAGUAAUAAUGGUAGCAAUUAUAUUAUUGAAUCAACAAUUGGUAUUUUAGAUAUUUAUGGAUUUGAAAUAUUUGAAAAUAAUAGUUUUGAACAAUUUAUUAUAAAUUAUUCAAAUGAAAAAUUACAACAACUUUUUAUAAAUUUAGUAUUACGUCAAGAGCAAGAAGAAUAUUUAAAAGAAGGAAUUGAAUGGAAAACUAUUGAUAACUAUUUCGAUAAUACACCAAUUAUUGAUUUAAUUGAAGGACAACCAGUUGGUUUAUUGAAACUUUUGGAAGAGGCAUGUUUGAUUGGUCAAUCUACACCAGAGUUAUUGAUUCAAAAGUUUAAUCAAUUCUUUUCAAAGAAUAAACAUUUCGAGUCUUUUGAAACAUCAAAUAAUUUAUCAAUUGAAAGUCAAAGUUUUACAUUGAAACAUUAUGCAUCACCUGUGACUUAUAAUUUGGAUAGUUUUAUUUACAAGAAUAAGGAUCCAUUAUAUCAAGAUUUAAUAUUCACAAUGGAGAGUAGUAAAGAUAAAUUCAUUCUUUCAUUAUUUAAUAAAGAUUUCCAAAAGAAUAGCUUGGGUGUAAAGAAAAUACCAAUCACUGCAGCAACACAGUUUAAAAAUGCAAUCAAUGAUUUAAUUGGUAAAUUGAAUACAUGUCAACCACAUUAUAUUCGUUGUAUAAAAUCUAAUGAAGAUAAACGUUCCAAUCAUUUCGAUUAUGAGGCUGUUAGACACCAAGUUAGAUAUUUAAAUAUGUUGGAAACCAUUCGUGUUCGUAAAGCAGGCUAUUGUCAUAAACAGCAUUACACUCGUUUCCUUGGUAGAUAUAAAAUGAUUUCAAAAGAAACUUGGCCAUUUUGGAAUGGUACACCAAAGGAUGGUGUAAUGGCAAUUGUUCGUGCUGCAAGUGCUAUUCAAAAUAGUACUAGUGAAUGUCAAUUUGGUAAGAAGAAAUUAUUUAUUAAAUCUGCAUCUACAUUAUUCCAUUUCGAAGAAUUACGUCAAAAGAUAUUACCAUCCAUAGUGAUCACCAUCCAAAGAGUAUGGAGAGGCUAUAAGGUACGUAAAUGGUACAAACAAGAGUUACAACGUUUAAGAGAGGAGAAAGAGGAGAUUCAAAAACAAAUCAAAAGAAAGAAUAGUGCAAAUUUAAUUCAAACUUAUUAUUUACGUUAUAAAGUUUUGACAUAUAUUAAAAAGUUAAAACCCUGGUCUGUAGGGCCACAUUAUAACAAGGGUCACAUCAUGCCAACACUUUGGUUACGUAGAACCCCAAUUGAUUCACUCAUGCAAUCGAUCCACAUUAUUUGGUGGGCAAAGGUUAAAGUCACCUCGCUAUCAAUGGAAGCACGUUCAUUGGUUCGUCAAAAGAUAUUAGCAUUGGAUUUGUUUGGUAUGGGUUAUUCUAGAAAGAAAGAAUGGGAUUGUCGUAGAAAAUUCCAAGCUGAUUAUCUAUCUGAUGAUAGUAAUCCAAAGAAAUCACAAUUCUCUGAAUCGGUUCAAGCAAUGUUUCAAAAAGGUGGCGAUAAAGAGAUCCUUUUCGCUGAUAAUGUAAUUAAAAUUAAUAAACGUGGUAAAUCUCAAUUAAGAUCACUCAUUAUCACCGAUCAACAUAUCUACAAAUACGAUACUAAAAAGUAUACUCAAAAAAAGGUGGGUCUUAAACUUCACUCAAUCGUCGCUCUUUCCACUAGUAAUAAAAAAGAUACCUUCUUGGCAAUUCAUUUCAAACAACCAAUUCGUGAUCUUUACAUUGAUCUUGGCUGUGAUUUCGUUGAAAAGGUCUCUGAGGUUUGUACAAAUUUAGUUCAACAAGUUUAUAAAUUAACUGGUACAACCAUACCUUUGGUUUUUCGUGAUCCUUUAACUUUUAACAAUAGUAGAGAUUCUCGUAAUAAUGGUACUGAUUUCGUUGUAAGUUUCUCUCAAUAUCCAAAAGGUAAAGAACAACGUCAAUCAACUUUUGUAAAAGGUAAAGGUAAUACUGCAAUUGUUUAUUAUAAUUUAGAUUAA
Molecule: messenger RNA, 3216 nt
Organism: Dictyostelium discoideum AX4
Lineage: Eukaryota; Evosea; Eumycetozoa; Dictyosteliales; Dictyosteliaceae
Gene: myoF
Product: myosin IF
Exons: 2
Coding region: 1-3216 (1071 amino acids)
Biological process (GO): actin cytoskeleton organization; endocytosis; chemotaxis to cAMP
Cellular component (GO): pseudopodium; myosin complex; cell leading edge
Molecular function (GO): ATP binding; cytoskeletal motor activity
Source: RefSeq, a predicted model, not a curated record